AUGACUUUGGUUAAUACUUUUGAAGAGCCUUUUGGUGAUAUAUAUCCUCAUGGUGUCUGGAAGCAACUCAGUAUAGGAGUUAAUGAAAAGAUAAAUGAUAGUGUUGUCACCCUCGCUUCAUUUAAGGGAGAUGAAAGAUUCUUUGCAUGCUCUGGAACUUUCAUUGACUGGGAUGGUAGAUUUCAAGAUAAUGGAUGUCAGAUUAUUCUGACUUCAGCAUGCUUGGUUAGGAAUCCUGAUUAUCCUGACGAUGAGGGAAACAAGAUUGUUGAUGGCUUGAGGAUUAAAGUGUCGUUACCAGGCACGAAACACACGAAACCGAAACAGAGAAAAGGGACCUUAAUACAUUAUAGUCUGCAUUAUAAUGUGGCUCUAGUCAGUGUCAAGACAUCCAAUGCUGUAUAUCUUCCAGUUGUUAGACAUGCUCGAGGAAAUCUGUGUUCUAACAAGUUAGUAGUUGCUGUGGGGCGUGGCUUCAAAUCAGGUGAUUUAAUGGCUUCAAGUGGGAAACUGGCUCCCCACUGGUCUGGUCCUUUUGAUUUCAAAAGGCUUCUAUACUCUACAUGUAGAAUAAAAAAGGCUGGGAUUGGAGGGCCCCUUGUUGAUGCUGAAGGGAACUAUAUUGGCAUGAACUUCUAUGACCAAAACGUGGGCAACCCGGUCCUGUUUUGUGAUGAUAUUGUUGAUAUCCUGGAUCGUUUUAAGAAAGGGUAUGUCUAG
Molecule: messenger RNA, 720 nt
Organism: Striga hermonthica
Lineage: Eukaryota; Viridiplantae; Streptophyta; Magnoliopsida; Lamiales; Orobanchaceae
Source: the annotation of a GenBank genome assembly